AUGUCGCCUGCCGCCGAGUCACCACACCCACUCCCCCAGCAAUUGGUUUCUAUGCCUGCACUGGACGUUCAUGAUCACUUGUGUCUUUCACCAGAGCACGCACGAAAGCCUUUCCUUCAGUCGUUAGCCGCCAUGCAUGUGCCGCACCUCCAUAGCAACCGCCGCUCAUCCCUGCAGAGUAACAAGGACUCUGGCGACGAACAGAACAAUUCGAGCCCCGAAGAUGAGACCGUUGUCGAGCCGGAACAGGGCAAUGGUAAGCGCCAACAACACCUCGCCGUGAUCGCGGAGAUGGCUCGUAUGCUAAAAAGUGCCGGUUAUCCCGUUACCAGUGCUCACCCACAUCAUCUCGCAGCUCCGUCCGGGAGCGGACUUGAGUCGAGUGACGCUGCCUACAUUUAUCCUCGAGCCCAGAUCUAUGCUGGAACGUAUUACAAAGAUGCGAUGCUGAUACGCGGGGUUACUUUUAGUUUCAUGGCGCAUCCCGAGACGCUGCUGCCGAUGCCUGAGAUCGACGACCCGCUGGAACGAUUUGUCUCGGUGGUUAGAUUCUACCUGAGUGGUUGGCACAUCAAGCCCCCAGGGGUGAAGAAGCCCCUCAACCCGAUCCUAGGAGAGACCUUCACUUGCUACUGGGAUUAUGCGGACGGCACGCGGGGUUAUUACAUUGCAGAGCAGACUUCCCAUCACCCCCCAAAAUCGAGCUACUUCUUCAUGGCGCCCGAGCACCAUAUCCGGAUAGACGGCACUCUGAAACCGCGAAGUCGGUUUUUGGGGAACUCUGCCGCCAGUAUCAUGGAAGGCGUUGCCAUUCUGCGGUUAUUGAACCGCGGUGGGGAUAAGAAGGGCGAGAAAUACAUCUUGACCCAACCAAACAUGUAUGCGCGUGGAAUCCUCUUCGGAAAGAUGAAAUAUGAGCUCGGAGACCACAGCUACAUCCGGUGUCCGGAGAACAACUUGCUCGCGGAUAUAGAGUUUAAAACCAAGGGCUAUUUUUCCGGCACGUAUAACGCCAUUGGAGGGACGAUCAAGAACGAGAAGACGGGAGAAGUCCACUACGAGAUCUCCGGUCUGUGGAAUGGGGAAAUGUAUUUGAAGAAUAGUCAUACUGGGAAGAAAGAGCUGCUUUUCAACGCCACCAACGCGAAGCAUACGCCACCUUCGACGCGGCCUCUGGAGGAGCAGUCAGAGCGGGAAUCGCAGAAGCUGUGGUAUAGCACGGUCCAGGCGCUCCAUGCCAGGAACCACGACCUGGCGACGAGCGAAAAGACCAAGAUCGAGGAUCGACAACGAGACGAGGCGACAAAACGAGCUGAUGAGGGUGUCGAAUGGCAUCCGCGGCUGUUCCGCCCGGUUCGAGGGGGUCCCGGUGGUUCGGAGGAAGGCGAGGAGGAUCUCGACUGGAUCAUCAACGCUGAGAUUGACGGGAAGAAUGCGGAGCUGGCCAAUAAGCAGAUCCUGUCUAUUGCGCCGAUCCUCCCGGGGCAACAGGUGUCGCAUCAGUUUGAUAUUCCACCGUACUCACCAUCCUCGAAAUCAAAGUCACAAGGACAGUCUGGAGGCGACAAUCUCAUCGAUUUUGGCGACGAGAAUGCGGCUCCAGCACGGAGUGGAACCACGAAUGCGGGCGGAGCUUCCCAGGAUCUGCUUGGUGGAGACGAGAGCCAAGGGCCGGGACAGAACUCGUCCGGGUUGAUGGCUCCGCUGGUACCGACGACCAGCCACACGAGUAAAAAUCCGAUGGAGAGGCUAGACUCGAAGAGCCCUGACGGGGAUAUUUUUGUAGACGCAGAAGAGAAGUGA
Rasamsonia emersonii CBS 393.64 is the source of this 1803-nucleotide messenger RNA. Its product is annotated as Oxysterol binding protein (Osh7). Bases 1 to 1803 code for a protein of 600 amino acids. The record is from RefSeq and is a predicted model, not a curated record. Lineage: Eukaryota; Fungi; Ascomycota; Eurotiomycetes; Eurotiales; Trichocomaceae. Gene Ontology annotation, cellular component: membrane; cytosol; intracellular membrane-bounded organelle. Gene Ontology annotation, molecular function: sterol binding. The transcript has 8 exons.